UCGCUCGCUCUCCGACUCUCUCUCUCUAUAUGCCCCGAGAUUUGCUAAAUCGCCGUCUCUUCGUCGGUCGUCACUGAACCUUGGCUGUCGUGUCCGACUCGUCCUCGCGUCAAACUGGGGGGACAUCGCCUGAAGCCUUCAAUUCUAUACAGGACAGUGUUUGCCUUCGUCUGUUCUUCUUGCGUGCCGCGAGACGCCUCGUAUUCGGAGAAAAGGAAUCGUCCAGCUUCGGACAGGGUUUCUUAUGGGCUUCACGGAAGGGAGUGCCUCUGUAAGGAGAUUCUUCAUAUAUUGGUAAAGUGAAAAAUUCUGGGGCUGUGGUUUGAUAGUUAAAAUGGGUUUGACGUGCAUGGAGGUUGAUACUGAUAGAGAAACGCGGCUGGAAAGGCGACGGAAGAGAAGGUGCUUGCGUGACCCCAUUGUAAUGCAUACUUCUCUCCAGAAUGGUGCUCCCGAGAGCGCUCCUCGAAGAACUGAUAGGGUCAACUUCGUCGAAGAUGAAGACGACGAUUAUGUGAAUUUCUUGAGAAGUUCUCACAACGAUUAUGGUUUUGUGCCUUUGGAAGCUUAUAGAUGUGGCGGCAGCAGUGGUAGCGAUGAUUUAGUGGAUCCACAGUAUAAAAUUUUCUUGGAAAGUCUAAGAGUAACCGGGAUGUCAUACGAGCUUGUGGUACAAGUAAAUGCUGGAACCACCAUACUUCUCAAGUACGACAUUAAAGACCAGCCACAUGAAGGAUUAACCUUGGAAGAUUUGAAGAGUCGACCAUUGAAAAAUAAUGCAGAAACGGUGAGAAGCUUGAGGAAUACUGUGGGAAGAGAAAGGGACAAAGUUGCUACUCCGAGGAGGAAAGAAAAUGAUGAGGAAAAAAGAAUUCCAAGAAAUGUUUCUGGAAGGGAGAAGGAGAGCCUGCAAACUACUAAAGCCAAAGCUGCUGCAACAACUGCUGCAACAAGCAAAGGAAAUUGCAACUUGGAUAACAGAAAUAUAGAAGCCCAACCCGCAAAUAUUGGUUCUAAUCGGGAAAUUAGACGGUCCCCUAGGGUAUUGCGCCCAGAGGUUCCACAAGCACCCGAGCAUGAGGAGGAGAUGUGCGAUGAGAGCUUCCUAGCCAUUCUGAAUGGUGCAAAAGAUGAUGGUAACAUUCUUAAAUUUACAUCUGGUAAUGGUAAUCUAACUACCAAAGCUGCUGCAACGAGCAAAGGAAAUUGCAACUUGGAUAAAAGAAAGAUAGGAGCCCGACCCACCAACCUUGGUUCUAAUCGGGCCAUUAGACAGUCCCCUAGGGUAUUGCGUCCAGAGGUUCGACAAGCACCUGAGCAUGAGGAGGAGACAUGCAGUGACAGCUACCUAGCCCUUCCCAAUGGUUUAAACAAGGAUGGUAACAUUCUUGCAUUUACAUCUGAUAAUGGUAAACAAACUACCAAAGCUGUUGCAACAAGCAAAAGAAAUUGCAACUUGGAUAAAAGAAAUAUAGAAGCCCAACCCACAAAUCUUGGUUCUACUCAGGCCAUUAGACGGUCCGCCAGGGUAUUGGAUCCAGAGGUCCGACAAGCAUCCGAGCAUGAGGAGACAUGGGAUGAAAGCUACCUAGCCUUUUUGCAUUGUGCAAAAGAGGAUGGUAGCAUUCUUGAAUUUAGAUAUGAUGAUGGUAAACAAAUUAGAUAUGAGGAGGAUGAUGAGGAGGAUGAGGAGGAAAGUUCGUGCGAAGUGGAAGUGCUUGCUGGGGAGGAUAUUUCUAAAUGUGAGGAAUUUGUGACUAUGAAACUAUCUAAAGAUCCGAUAACCAUUGACAGCAAGCACUUUGCUGAUGAUCCCGGAAGAAGCGGCGGUACUGUAUUCAGGAAGAAACUUAUGGCUGUACUUAAAAUGCCCUAUGACGUGAAGGAGCAUGAAGACCUUUACCGAAGGGUAAAACAUAAAAGGCAAAAGACAGUGGAAAAAAGUCUGCGUCAAGGACGGGAUUUCACCUCUUCAUUGGGGGAACACUGCAAAUCAUAUUUUGAGCUGUACAAGGAUCUUGCGAAGGAACUCAAGUUGGUUCAACGUGAUGGUCACCGUAGUUUGAAUCUCUUACGCGGAUUUUUCUUUUGGUUGGAGAACAUACCCAAGGAAGGAGCAUUUAAGCCUUGGUUGGAUCCUACUUGUUUGGAAGUGUUGCCUGCACGGGCAAAUCGAAGGGUCUAAUGCGAAUAUUUCUCCGACCCCAAGAAGAAAGCAUGCGAAACCUGGAACUGCUGCUGCGAUGUUUGUUCAGUCUGAGAUUUUGGUAAUGCACAGAUAGCGAAUCUGAUGGUUGUGCAUCAUUCGACAUCCCCAAGGUGGAAUUUGGGUACUACAUUAAGGCACAUUCUUUUCUGUAUUUCAGUCACUUGCAAAUGCAAAUGGAUCUUUUCGUAAUGUGAAAAUCAUGUUUAUCGUAGUGUGCAGAGCUCUCUUUGCUUGAAUUCCUGACCAAAUUUUGUUUUUC
Messenger RNA from Rhodamnia argentea, 2468 nucleotides. RefSeq lists its product as uncharacterized. The record is from RefSeq and is a predicted model, not a curated record. NCBI's taxonomy places the organism in Eukaryota, Viridiplantae, Streptophyta, Magnoliopsida, Myrtales, Myrtaceae. The transcript is spliced from 5 exons. Bases 335 to 2185 code for a protein of 616 amino acids.